Didymodactylos carnosus is the source of this 1554-nucleotide messenger RNA. The record is from the annotation of a GenBank genome assembly. Lineage: Eukaryota; Metazoa; Rotifera; Eurotatoria; Philodinida; Philodinidae.
AGGAAAACUCCCUUUUCUUCUUUUUCUUUAACCUCCACACAACUACUAACGCAUUUUUGGAUAUUUUAUCGAUAAAAAAUAGACAAAUUUCUAUUCGUUGGUUCCAGCCAAUCCAAAUAGAGACGCUAAGACGCAGCCGCUAGAUCGAGACGCAAAUUGCACCUACCCAUCAACUAUUAACUUAUUCUUCGAUCAUUGUACCAGAAGUAAACCAAUAAGGAAUAAGAAAAUGUUCUUUACGAAGAAUUCUGCUUGGCUACACUUCUAUUUCUCAGACGUAUUAGUGGAACAAAGAGUAUUCGAUAAUGGAUGAAUUUUUAUGAAAAAAAUGGGUGUCUAUCUUUCUCCCUCUUCUUUUGAUACCGCGACGUGCUCUAGUUACGUCUUCUAUUUGUUUAUUUUAUUUUUUUCUGAUCGAACUCAUAGAAAUUAAAGCUUAUACUAUUUGGACAGUGAUGAGAGAGAGCCAAGUUUGAUUAGAUUAGCUUUCUCAGCUACUUCACAAUUCCUUUAUGGAAAAAUGAGACGGUACACUCUGUCUGUCGAAGCAUUUUUUUGCAAAUUAUUUCAAAUCUACUUUCAAUUACUUAAAUCUACUUUUUCUCAGAUCUAUCAACAGUCCUGUGUUUUUAGUAGCACAUUAGACAAUUGGAUUUGCUGCUGUAAUUUUCAUCGUGACUUUAAAAAUUCCAUUAUUUUUCUAGCCUUAAAUCUGAUUGUGAGGUGAGCUUUUAUUGAAUUGGGAAUUCGAACCGUAAAACUUCUACAAUAUUAUUGAUUUUACUGUGGAAAAAUCCAUCAUGGCAAAAUUUUUUUAUUGAAAACACUGAGCCGACUGCCUCAUAGUGGGAGGAAAAUUUGAUUUUUAAAUAUCCAGUAUAUGUUGCAGCUAUGUCUCUCUUUCGAUUGCUUUCUUUCUUUUAUUUUUGUUUUUUUUAUGAUAUAAGAAGAUAAUUUCCCGUCGAAAAAAUACAAAUAAGAGACUUUGUUUUUCUGUGACCAUUGGUAACUAUAUUUUAGAUGUCCGUUAUAGCCCGUUUAUCAGUCCGACAUUUUAAUACUGCUUUUAGGCGCAUAGUUGCUAUGAAUUCUAUGUCUGUAAGAAAUCAAACAACGACUACCGCUCCUGCAACAUCAGCCGCAGGUUCAGGAGCUGACAUGAUCUUUACAUUUGCAGCACCCUCUGAGGUAUUUUAUAAUCAAUCCAAAAAUGUAAAGCAAAUUGAUGUCCCAUCGAUGAGUGGUAAUAUGGGUAUUCUAGCACAUCAUGUUCCAAUCUUGGGAGUACUGAAACCAGGUGUAGUUGCUGUGAUCGAAAAUGAUGGAACAACAAAACGAUAUUUUGUCAGUAGCGGAUCAAUAGCUGUACAUCAGGAUUCAAGUGUUCAGUUAUUGGCAGAGGAAGCGAUUCUUGUCGAAAAUUUAGACACAAAAGCUGCACAAGAUACUUUAUCUGAUUCGCAACGAAAGUUACAAUCAGCCAAAGAUGAACGAGAAAAAGCUGAAGCUCAAAUAGAAAUUGAAUGCGCUGAAGCAGCUAUAAAAGCCUCUCAA